CUCCCUCGUCUUCGAGAGAGAGAGAGAGAGGGGGGAGGUGGAGAGGAGGGAGGAGAGAGGUAAACCCAAAACCCUAGGGCGUCGCCGGCGGGGGAGAUGGCGGUGAACGAGGAUACCUCCGUCUACGUCGGCGGCCUGCCGUACGAGGCCAACGAGGACAUGCUCCGCGACGCCUUCGGCCGCUUCGGCACCAUCGUCUCCGUCAAGGUCAUAAAUGAUCAGAGAGUCAGAGGCAAGUGUUAUGGUUUUGUUACUUUCACUCAUGCUGAUGCUGCACAGCAUGCUAUCUCAGGGAUGGACGGCAAGAGAAUAAAUAGACGUGUUGUUAGAGUGAAUGAAGUGCGUACAAGAGGUGCUCGAGAAUUCGGUCGUGAUGGUUUUCGACGGGAACCUGGAAGGGAUGCGUAUUGGGAUAGAAGGGAUAGGGAAAGGAGCUAUGAUCGUGAGAGAGAUCCAUAUCAUGACAGGGAUAGUGAUAGAUCUCGUGAUCGUGAUAGAGACAGAUUUUAUGAACCUAGAGGCUUUGAUCAAGAAAUUGACUAUCCCAUGGAUCAAGAUCAUGGGGAUGAGCGGCGCAGAGACUAUGAUCGUGCGGCAGAAAUGCAAAAUGUUGAUUCGGAUAAUGAUAGAGAAAAGGAAAACUCUAAAGACUAUGAUAGUGAAAGAGAGAAAGAAAAGGAACCGCGGUCAAGAAAAAAGUUCAGCCGUCCAAAAGAUCAUGAUAGCAGGGAUCUAUCAGUUUCCAGUGAUGAUCUUCACAGUGAUGCAAAACGUCAGUUGAACAAAGCAAUUCAAAUGCGUGAGGACCUUGAAAAUGAGGUUAGUCAGAUCAAAGAUAAAGUUGCAGCAAAGGAGCAGCACAUUGCAGAUUUGCUAAAGAGAUCGCAGAAGUUAGAGGAUGAAUUGUCUGCUGCACGGAAAGUUUCUGCAGAACGACAAGUGGUUGUUACAAAGCUGUACAAAUGUUUUCUGCAACUUCAAGACUACAAUGACAGGGUCAAGAUGUCUGAAAAGGAGCUCCAGUCACUUGUUGAUGAUGCAAUGGCUGAGGUUGACAUUGGUGAAGAUGCUACAACCAAAGAUGGCUCAAUGUAUGAGAACGGGGUGGCAUGAACAUAUCUGCACAUCACAAAACUGGUAUUGUUAGUUUAUCAUGGUGCUAACUUCCUAGAAGUAAAAUCUACCAUGAAAAACUGUAACAUGUGAAGGCUAGGAAACCAUGUAUUGCUCUGCUGAUUUUUUAGUGUGGUGGGAACUGUCAGUUUAGAUUAUUAGUCUGAGGAAUUCUUGCCUGACUUUGUCAAGUGAUGAUAAUAUGCGUCUUUUCCGUACCAUCCCAACUCGAGCAGCUAUCGAAGCUUGACUCUGAAAUUUGUCCAGAACCUCUUGUUUUCUAGAGGUAUCUCUCCAUGAGCCGCUGGUUUUGGAAUGAAUUUCAUGUUAUCA
Messenger RNA from Oryza brachyantha (malo sina), 1446 nucleotides. Its product is annotated as probable splicing factor, arginine/serine-rich 6. Lineage: Eukaryota; Viridiplantae; Streptophyta; Magnoliopsida; Poales; Poaceae. Gene Ontology annotation, molecular function: mRNA binding. The record is from RefSeq and is a predicted model, not a curated record. Bases 97 to 1113 code for a protein of 338 amino acids. The transcript is spliced from 9 exons.